AUGGUGGCCAAAAGAAAGAGAGUUGAGAUCGUGGAGGCGACUCCCGCAUCCAAGGCAGCGCCCUCGAAGAAGACCAAGGCAAACACCAAUGGCUCUGCUUCCAGACCGUCGAAAGCGUCUAAGGCGUCCAAUGCGAAGGAGACAACAACUCUGACGGGCCCCGCCGAAGAGGUGACGAUACAGAUUGUCACCGGCUCCUACGACCGAGUCCUCCAUGGUAUCACAGCGACGAUCAAGCCAGAGGGCAAGGUCGAGUUCGCCGACACUUUCCUGUUCUCUGCGCACACCUCGGCCAUCCGCUGCAUCGCCCUGUCGCCUCUCUCGGCACCUAUUCCCGGCCAAGGCCAGAAGGUCUUGCUGGCAUCUGGCAGCACCGACGAGCGCAUCAACCUCUACAACCUUUCAGCGCAUCCCCCGAACCGCAAGAACCAAGACGCCCUUUCUGCCGUCGCCGCUCGCCCGAUUCUCGAGAACCCCAAGAACCGAGAGCUGGGAACGUUACUACACCACUCGUCGAGCAUCACCAAGCUCGCAUUCCCUACCCGAUCGAAGCUGCUCUCCUCGAGCGAGGAUUCCACAAUCGCCGUCGCCAGAACGAGGGAUUGGUCCGUCUUGUCGACUAUCAAGGCACCGAUAGCCCAGGCCUCGGGCAGACCCAGCGGUGACACUGCGCCCUUUGGCGGCGCGCCAUCCGGUGUCAACGACUUCGCCAUUCACCCCAGCAUGAAGUUGAUGAUCAGCGUCAGCAAAGGCGAGCGGUGUAUGCGACUGUGGAAUCUUGUCACUGGCAAGAAGGCCGGUGUUCUGAACUUCAGUCGCAAAAUGUUGCAGGAGGUAGGAGAAGGUAGACACUCGACGGGAGAGGGACGGAGAGUAGUUUGGGGAAAAACAGAUGAUGAGGAUGAAUUCGCGGUUGGAUUCGACCGGGACGUUAUCGUCUUUGGCAUGGACAGUGUUCCCAGAUGCCGUAUCAUGCCCGACGCAAAGACAAAGAUUCACGACCUAUCCUACGUCACCAUUGACGGCGAAUCCGAAUCGAGUCUAUUGACGGUGUGCACCGAGGAUGGACGGGUCUUGUUCUUCUCUACCAAGGCAGACGACCUGACGAAGCCUGACUCAGAAGACAAGACUCUGUCGAGCGCCAAGUUGGUCGCUCAGAUCGGAGGCAAGGAAGAUGGUGUUGUUGGCCGCAUCAAAGACACGGCUAUUCUGCAAGUCCAGGAGGGCGGUUCCACGGCACUGCUGGUGGUUGCUGGCAGCAGUGAUGGCAAGUUGCGGGUAUGGAAGAUUGGCGCAAAGGAGCUCACCGCCGGCAAGGGUGAGAAGGCUGGCAAGUUGCUAGGAACCUAUGGCACCAAUAACCGCAUCACGUGCGUAGCGGCAUUCACGAUGAUUCCUCGGCCAGAGGGAGUGGAGGAGAGCGAGGACGAGGUGGAUGAGGACUCUGAUGAGUCUGAGGAUGACGACGAUGAAGAGUAA
This is a messenger RNA of Colletotrichum phormii, 1479 nucleotides long. Its product is annotated as WD repeat domain-containing protein. Lineage: Eukaryota; Fungi; Ascomycota; Sordariomycetes; Glomerellales; Glomerellaceae. Gene Ontology annotation, molecular function: protein binding. The record is from RefSeq and is a predicted model, not a curated record. The transcript has a single exon. Bases 1 to 1479 code for a protein of 492 amino acids.